Molecule: messenger RNA, 1734 nt
Organism: Clarias gariepinus (North African catfish)
Lineage: Eukaryota; Metazoa; Chordata; Actinopteri; Siluriformes; Clariidae
Gene: ccdc51
Product: coiled-coil domain containing 51
Exons: 4
Coding region: 366-1610 (414 amino acids)
Source: RefSeq, a predicted model, not a curated record
GCCCCAUACUUUCCCUUGUUAUAUUUGAAGAGCUGCACGUCUUAGUACUUUUCUUAUACACCCGUAUUAUAAAAAGGAAUCCCGCCUAUUCAACGACAAUUGGCGCAGUGCACGUAAUACGGGUGCAAGGCAAAAAAAGGCCAAAGGACCCGAGCUGUUACUGAGUGACCCGGAUGUGGUAGUGUUAUCACGUGCCUGAGCUAAAUGUUAUCAGUCAUAUACGAUAGUAUGAGUUCUGCAUAGCUGCAUUUAUCAUUUUUAAUACGUUAUUUAUUUAAGCGUAGUUUUAGUAGACGACAACAAACGGAAUAAAAGACAAUAUCUGGUUGUAGGUUUGAUAUGUGCGCUCUGUAAAAGAAAGUUCAAUGAGCUACAAAGGAAGUUGUGCGCUACAGAGGAGAAAUGCCAGUCGCUUCUACCUCCUCCAGAUCUCUGGCAGAAUCCCAUGCAAUGCGUUCUCCGUCAACAGGCCAUUUUGUUCUCAAAAAAGUCUACCUGAUAAACCCCUGGCCACUCAGGACCAGGCAGCGGCUGCCAUAAAGAACAUGACCGAGCUUGGGAAACAGUGGGGACAGAACACGGUGAAAACUGCGACAGCGACUGUCAAUUACUGGUGGGAAAAGUAUGAAGAGUUUGUUGGCAUUAAUGAGGUCCGGGAGGCUCAGUCCAAGGUUACAGAGGCCGAGAAAGCUUUCAUGGUGGCCAGGGGAAUGGUUCGUGAGGCUCAUAUGAGUUUAGAGGCUCUUCAGGUGAGACUUAAGGAGGUUAGAGAUCGCCUGGAUCGAGUGUCAAGAGAGGAGGCGCAUUAUCUUGAAUUAGCAACACUAGAACACAAGUUACUCCAGGAAGAACGGCGUCUGAAAACAGCUUAUGAAAAUGCAGAAGGAGGAGAGCGAGAAAAAUUUGCCCUGUUCUCUGCUGGAGUGCGCGAAAGCCAUGAGAAGGAGCGGUCACGGGCCGAACGCACCAAGAACUGGUCUAUCAUUGGCUCAGUACUGGGUGCCAUUAUUGGUGUCAUGGGGUCCACUUACAUCAACAGGGUGCGCCUUCAGGAGCUAAAAAGUUUGCUCCUGGAGGCUCAGAAGGGACCUGCGAGCCUACAAGAAGCUAUUAAAGUCCAAGCCAGUUCACACAAGAGCCAGCAAGAGGAACUCCAAGGCCUUAUAGACACACUUAAGUUAGCCAUUAAUAACAGAACAGGUGAAAAAACUAUAUCUGUUCCUGUAUCGACCCGAUCUGCAAUACCCGCAUCGAAACCCAGCAUGUCAGAAGAAGCUAUUAAAGAGAUGAUUCUGCACAGCCAGAGAGCUCAGUCACUUAUGGAAGAUCUCAAGCCACAGAUGGAGCAGAUAAGACAGAAUUUAGGGAAGAUGGGGACUGAGCUUCAUGCCGUGAAGAAGUCUAUCUCUGCUGAAAAAACAUUAAUUCAGACAAAAGAUAUGCCACUUUUAGUGUGUGAGACAGAGAGCGUCAUCCAAGGCCUCGACCAGACUGAGAAAAGACUGGAGGCUCAGAUUAGCAAGUCUACUCUCUACAACACUAUUCUGACUUACACAGCAUUCGCCUUAUCCAUGCCAGUGCUGUAUAUUAUCUUCAAAGGCACACAAUGAAAUUGUCUAGUCUGAAGUGUGCACUAAAUGGACCAGAAGUAACCUCAGAUUUUACAGAGUACUGUAGUAAAUGUAUAAUGGAAUCAUGCACUGAUAUGGAUCAAAUUAAAAAGAUGAAAAAUAA